AUGAUCCAUGAUGCUGUGAUUCAUGCCAUUUACAAGCAAGACACACGUACUAGAAAUGAUGUACUGCGAUGGCUGUUACAAAGGGGAUAUGAAUCGAAUAUCCAGCACAUUAUAUCGCGCAACAGCCUAGACUUGAACAUCCCAAUAAAGCCCCGGUAUACCCUGACCAACACACCUUUGCUCCUUGCUAUCGGUUUCGGUCGUACGAACAUUGUGGAGCUUCUUCUGCGCAAUGGGGCCCAAGUCAACAUCGGAACAGAUAUCUCCGCCUUGGGAUAUGCUGCGGCUCUAGGAGACUACAACAUGAGCAGACUUCUCCUCCAGCAUGGCGCCCAGGUAGAAAUUGCGGACACGAUGAGGGGUAUUUCUCCUCUACAAUGUGCUCUGGCACGUGGGUACCCAAAUUAUAACAAAUCUGGGCGGCAAUCCUGGCAGCAAUCCUGGGAAUACAAGGAAGAUGAUGAGGCUAUUGCUGUGGUCAAGUUACUACUAGCUCACGGGGCAAAUCCAAAUUUCCAAUUCAGUUUCAACUUAUCGACUGGCCUACACAAUAUUCCUAGAGGCCAAUGGAAAUCGACGAAGGAGUUGUUCAGUCUAUGCCUCGAUUCUGGCGCUGAUUUAGACGCACAAGAUUUGGACGGAGACACUCCACUUCACGUUGCCUUAGGCUGUUACGCAUUCUAUGGAGAUUUGGAAGCCCAAACAGAGUUCGUAAGAUUGCUCUUGGCGUCUGGUGCUGAUCCAAACACACAAGAUUCGCAAGGAAACACUCCCCUUCACAUUGCUCUAGGCCAUCAAGCAGACCCUAGGAUUGAGAAAGUCCCAAAAGUCCCAAAGGAGUCCGUACGAUUGCUCCUGGCGUCUGGCGCCGAUGUUAAUCUACGAAACCAUAAGGGAGUGAGACCACUAGGUGCCAAAUUUGAGAAUCCGGACAUCUUUAAACUUGUUUUCAAACCAGGAGCGAGUACUCGUUGCCGUGGUAAACCCGGAAACAAAAUUAUUUGGAAGCUUUUGAGAACCCGAAAUCAAAUGAAAGCUGUGAAGCAAUAUGUGAUCAAUGAGGCCUUGAUAGCGCUACUCUUGGAGCAAGGGGCUUAUGAAGACCAAACUAUUGACGGAGAAUGUCCACGAAAUUUGUCAGUGGCGUCAGUGGCGAAGAAGUACCCCCUGCUGAAAGAUUUAAUGAGCAAGAAGAAACCUGUCGCCCGCAAGUGGGAAUUGCCACCGAGCAGUUGUUUACGGGUAUCAAAGUCCAAAUUGAAACGACGAGUUAAAGAUUAA
This is a messenger RNA of Penicillium roqueforti, 1281 nucleotides long. RefSeq names its product ankyrin repeat domain-containing protein. The coding region runs from base 1 to 1281 and encodes 426 amino acids. Gene Ontology annotation, molecular function: protein binding. Gene Ontology annotation, cellular component: nucleus; cytoplasm. The record is from RefSeq and is a predicted model, not a curated record. Lineage: Eukaryota; Fungi; Ascomycota; Eurotiomycetes; Eurotiales; Aspergillaceae. The transcript has a single exon.